Molecule: messenger RNA, 1326 nt
Organism: Tigriopus californicus
Lineage: Eukaryota; Metazoa; Arthropoda; Copepoda; Harpacticoida; Harpacticidae
Product: eukaryotic translation initiation factor 4E-like
Exons: 5
Coding region: 90-725 (211 amino acids)
Biological process (GO): translational initiation
Cellular component (GO): eukaryotic translation initiation factor 4F complex; cytoplasm
Molecular function (GO): RNA 7-methylguanosine cap binding; translation initiation factor activity
Source: RefSeq, a predicted model, not a curated record
AGUGUUCCCACAACUCGUUCACACCUUAAGGAGCACUGAGUAGAAGGAUUGAAGUUCCCAGAAGGCGUACACCCAACGACCUUGCAAGCAUGGCUGACACCUCUGACAAAAGUUUGACCAACAGCAAGGACAACAAAGAACAGACAAAUAGCACGCCCGAUCCCGAGUUGCUCAUCAAACACCCCCUUCAGAAUUCUUGGACCUUGUGGUUCUACAAGAACGACCGGUCUCGAAACUGGGAGGAGAACCAAAGGAAGAUUAUCACAUUCUGUUCAGUCGAGGACUUUUGGGCUCUCUACAAUCACAUUGAGCCCUCUUCCAAGCUUUUGUCUGGUUGUGAUUACAGUUUAUUUAAGGAAGGCAUCAAGCCCAUGUGGGAGGAUGCGAAGAACAAUCGGGGAGGCCGUUGGCUGAUUAACUUGGACAAGAAGCAGCGCAUCAAUUGCUUGGACAACUUUUGGCUGGAGGUCAUGCUUUGUCUGAUAGGCGAGACCUUUGGGGAUGGCUCUCAAUACGUAAAUGGUGCUGUGGUCCAAGUGCGCGGCAAGGGCGACAAGAUUGGCAUCUGGAUGGGGGAUUCCACCAAGGGCGAUUGCAUCCUCGCCGUCGGAAAACGCGUCAAGGAAACCCUCGGGAUCGACUCCAAAACCCCGCUCGGCUUUGAGGCCCAUCAUGACAGUAUGAAGAAAUCCGGAUCUACAGCGAAAAAUCGAUUCAUCGUUUGAUGAAUGAACGAGAUGCUUAGAACAAAAGAACAAAAGAAAGGAAUCGACUCAUCGACCCAAGCUCCUUCAUUCCGGACAUACAAGCAUCACUUCUUAUCCGCGAUUACUGCAUCACCACCACCACCACCAACAACAACAACAACAACAACAACAACAACAACAACAACAACAACAACAACAACAGCAGCAGCAGCAAUAGCAUGUGCUAAUAGCUACUACGAUUAGUGCCACCUCUCCAAAUGAAACUAAUACUACUUCCGUACUAUUACUUCGACCACCACCACAACAACAACAACGUUCAAUCCUUGAUUUCAUGAUAAUGAAAUAGUAGCACGAGUACCCUCCUUCUAUUUCUGUUAGUAAUUUCCAACCCUCCUUCCCAUUGAACUCGUCAGAGACCGAAAUGAAGUUUCGCUCUUUGUCCUUCGCCCUGAAUCUUGGCUGAAUUGAACGAACCGAUGACAUUUUUGACUAAGAACUGUGUCCCGCUGACUUGGCGCGCUCCUUGAAUUAAUGUGACAUGUAGUGAGUAUUUUGUUUGCACUUUGUUCAUAUUGCUCUGGCCAACAAGGUCACCAAGAAUAAAGGAAUGAAAUCGCGA